GGCUACUACGCAACGCAGCGUGUCCCUGUUCUGUUGACUGGGAAGCCCCUAGCGCGGAGCUGCCAACGCCCGGCGCAGACACACAAAUAGAGGAUACGAUCUUGAAUGAGUAGUGAGGACUAUAAAACACAACUAUGCAGACCAUCAAGUGUGUUGUAGUUGGGGAUGGAGCAGUGGGUAAAACCUGUCUGCUCAUCUCUUAUACCACAAACAAGUUCCCCUCCGAAUAUGUACCUACGGUGUUUGAUAACUAUGCUGUAACUGUAAUGAUUGGAGGGGAGCCCUACACUCUGGGCUUGUUCGAUACUGCAGGUCAGGAGGAUUACGACAGGUUACGACCUCUGAGUUAUCCCCAGACAGAUGUCUUCCUCGUCUGUUUCUCGGUUGUGUCCCCCUCCUCCUUCGAAAACGUUAAAGAAAAGUGGGUACCAGAGAUCACCCACCACUGUCCAAAGACGCCCUUCCUGCUGGUUGGGACCCAGAUUGACCUGCGGGAUGACCCAUCCACUAUAGAGAAACUGGCCAAGAACAAGCAGAAACCCAUUACUCCCGAGACAGCUGAGAAAUUGGCCAGGGACCUCAAGGCCGUCAAAUAUGUGGAGUGCUCAGCCCUCACGCAGAAAGGCCUAAAGAAUGUGUUUGAUGAGGCGAUAUUGGCCGCACUGGAGCCCCCAGAGCCUAAGAGGAAACGUAGAUGUGUGCUGCUAUGAGAGCCCCUUUCCCGACACAUACACACACCUUUUCAAGCGCACACACAACACAAUACACACAUCUUAAAUGCAUACACACAUGACCCCCCCCAUUGCCCUUCCCCCUUUCCCUUGCUCUGCUAAGGCUGGUUGACAGCUUUGUCCUCCACAGCGAAGACGAGAGAGAAAACGACCUACCAAGUUUCAGAUAAUUCUCUGCAAUAAUGAGUAGAUUCAUCCCCGAGUCUGAGUCCGGGACAAAAGAGGAACCGAACCUGGCCAGCUGGCCGCUGCGGGCUCCGGGCAGCGCAGCACCGCCUCGGACAGGGAGCAGCAUACCAGGCUUAUGUACAAGUAGAAUCCACAUCUGUGAGCUUUGUUAGAUCGACUUAAACCCAGUCAGUGCCGUGGCCUGUUUACUUUUUAGUCGCCCAGCUGCUUAGUUGUCCUCAGCCAAUUUCAAGCUUUCCAUGGAGAUAAGCCCCACCCCCAGCCCUCUACAGCUGCCUGAUUGACAGCCGCACAUGCUGCCGGUCCCGCCCUUUCUAUUGACGAGCACACUCACCGCUCAGUCUUUACGCUCUUUCUCAGCACUAUCUGAAAAAGUGCUAAUUGAAGUGUUUUUUUUUUUGUGGUUUUGUUUGCCAACACCCCUUCCCUCCCCAAACACAACGGAAGUCUGAUCUAUUUAUUCCACGUUUCAGAUAGACUCAGUCUAGACCAACGAGGAUACUGCGGAGAUCUGACAGGACUCGGUGCAGCGCGGCGGUCCCAUCCUAGCCUCAACGGAAUUGGUAAAAUCAGCCGUCUCGCACCCGGUCCUCGCAGAUCUUCAGACUUUCAGGGUGCAGAGUAGCAGUCCGUUCGCAGGGUGGUGUUCACCGAAGAGCUAAAGGCAUCCAGUAGCAACGGGUCCGCUAGUCGACCCCAGCGAUUGGCCUUUUUGGAAGCAGGGAACUUAAACAGUGUUAGCAGAACAAGUGGUGUGUUCUUCAUACGUCGCCAGGGACCAAGGGAGCGUAAAGCAGGUUGCUGUUGAAACAUUGUCACCACCUUACAGCCGGAGCGGGCACAGCGGACGACAUCCGUGUACGCCAAAUAAACCUCGGAGCGCACUGGCAAGCCACAUUUGGAGAACCGUUUUUUUCUUUUCUUUUCUUUUCUUUUUUUUCUUUUAAGACAGAUGAUCAGCGAACAUGGAUUUCCGCCACAAUUCUGUGCCAGGUCAGAAUUUGGUGCCUUGGUUAGUGUUUUUAAUCCAGGCUGUACGUCUGCGGUGUGAAGGGCUGUCCGGUCCGCUGUGCCCGUCCCGAGCUGGAAGGUGCUUCAUGUAGCUGAGCCUUGGUCUCUGUUCUGAAGAUAGGUUUAACAGAUGUAAUAAUAAUGUAAGCUGGCACACAAUGUUGAUGUAGGCUCCAGAUGUUUUUACCAAAAUCUUUUUUUUUUCUUCUUUUUUUUUCUGUUUGUGCUGUUUUUGAUUUUAUAUAUAAAUAUAUAUAUAAAAGGUUACUUUCACUCCUUUUACAUUUAGGGGUCGGAACUCAUCUGAACUCUUACCUGCCAGUUACACCAAGAAAACCUCUGAUUGGUUGAGUCAAAUAAAAAACCUCCAAUGGCAGAGAGACUGUUUGGUAAAGAUUAUUUGUGAUCGGUUGAUUCUUGUUUUUCUUUACUGGUGGCUUAGAGUUGGGUUGACGUCCAGCCCAAGUCAGUAUAAUUAUUAUUAUUAUAACCUGUUGUUGUUUUGGUGCAAAACCAAAUGCUUUGUCUGAAGUCUUUGUUCUUUGUAUAUGCAUUCUUUUAAAAAAUAUUAAACUUAUACCUUAAUUGCCUUUAC
Molecule: messenger RNA, 2526 nt
Organism: Myripristis murdjan (pinecone soldierfish)
Lineage: Eukaryota; Metazoa; Chordata; Actinopteri; Holocentriformes; Holocentridae
Gene: cdc42
Product: cell division cycle 42
Exons: 6
Coding region: 135-710 (191 amino acids)
Biological process (GO): small GTPase-mediated signal transduction
Molecular function (GO): GTP binding; GTPase activity
Source: RefSeq, a predicted model, not a curated record